This is a messenger RNA of Nymphaea colorata (pocket water lily), 1895 nucleotides long. Its product is annotated as amino-acid permease BAT1 homolog. Bases 243 to 1802 code for a protein of 519 amino acids. The transcript is spliced from 9 exons. The record is from RefSeq and is a predicted model, not a curated record. Lineage: Eukaryota; Viridiplantae; Streptophyta; Magnoliopsida; Nymphaeales; Nymphaeaceae. Gene Ontology annotation, biological process: transmembrane transport; gamma-aminobutyric acid transport. Gene Ontology annotation, molecular function: L-alanine transmembrane transporter activity; L-lysine transmembrane transporter activity; gamma-aminobutyric acid transmembrane transporter activity. Gene Ontology annotation, cellular component: membrane.
AACGUUCAACUACCAAAACAAAGAUAGAAUAUCUAACCAUCACCAACACAGCAUUUUUGACAAACUGUACAUGUCACACAAGGAGUAACCCGUCAGUCCUUGGAAAGAAGAUGGUAUUUCUUCAAUAGCGAAGACCGCUUGAUUGUCUGGCAGAUUCCAUCUCUAGAUCAGUUGUUCUCUAUUUGCUGCAGUGGCGCUCUGCUAGAAUUUCAGAGUUCUUUUGCUUCAUCAAGAUAUUUUCGAUGGGCGAAGGUGGCAAUGAUCAUGUUACAGCAGAAAAGGCUGUCGCUGAUGCUGAGGAAUCCAGGCUUAUGGAGCUUGGUUACAAGCAGGAGUUGAAGCGUGAUUUAUCGAUGAUCUCCAACUUUGCUUUUUCAUUCUCCAUUAUAUCGGCUCUAACUGGGAUAACUACUCUUUACAACACUGGGCUCAAAUUUGGUGGGCCUGUUGCCCUUACAUACGGCUGGUUCAUUACUGGGUUCUUCACCAUGUUUGUUGGGUUGUCAAUGGCUGAGAUCUGCUCUGCAUAUCCAACUUCUGGUGGGCUUUACUACUGGAGUGCUAGACUCUCUGGGAAAGACUGGGCACCUUUUGCUUCCUGGUUGACUGGUUGGUUUAACAUUGUUGGUCAGUGGGCAGGAACAGCUAGCGUUGAUUUUUCACUUGCACAACUGCUAGGAGUGAUCAUUCUGCUCAGUACUGGUGGUGCUAAUGGUGGUGGGUACCAGGCAUCUAAGUAUGUUAUCAUCGGUUUCCAUGGUGGAAUUCUUCUUAUACAUGCCAUUUUAAAUAGCCUACCCAUUAGUUGGCUGGCAUUUUUAGGACGGAUAGCAGCUGCAUGGAACGCUGCAGGUAUUCUCGUCCUCAUGGUUCUCAUACCCUCAAUUGCACCUGAAAAAGCAAACCUUGGGUUUGUUUUCACCCAUUUCAAUGCAGACAACAAUGUGGGUAUCCAAAAUAAAAUGUACAUUUUUGUGCUUGGUCUUCUCAUGAGCCAGUAUACUCUGGCUGGUUAUGAUGCAUCAGCUAAUAUGACAGAGGAGACUAAGGAUGCAGAUAAGAAUGGGCCAAGGGGAAUAAUAAUGUCCAUUGGGAUAUCCCUAAUUGUCGGGUGGGGUUACUUGCUUGGCAUCACAGUUACUGUCACCAACAUUCCAUACCUUUUAAGCAGUGAAAAUGAUGCUGGAGGUUACGCUGUUGCUGAGAUAUUCUAUUUAGCCUUCAAGAAUAGGUAUGGCAGUGGAGUUGGAGGUAUUCUUUGCCUAGCAGUAAUUGCUGUUGCCGUCUUUUUUUGUGGCAUGGCCUUGAUGACGAGCAAUUCUAGGACGACCUAUGCAUUUUCUAGGGAUGGUGGCGUGCCAUUUUCGUCAUUGUGGCUUAAAGUGAACAGGCAAGAGGUUCCAACAAAUGCUAUUUGGCUUGCAGUCUCUGUCGCAUUUUGCAUGGCUCUAACGUCUUUAGGAAGCCUGGUCGCGUUCCAGGCAAUGGUUUCAGUUGCCACCGUCGGCAUCUACAUUGCAUAUGCACUUCCAAUUCUGUUCCGAGUAACGUUAGCAAGGAAGUCAUUUAUUCCAGGACCCUUCAGCUUGGGCAGGUACAGUAUCCUUGUUGGAUGGGUUGCAGUCCUCUGGGUUGCUACCAUUACUGUUCUCUUCUCGCUCCCAGUCGCAUACCCAGUCACCAAGGAAACCUUGAAUUACACACCAGUUGCCGUUGGCGGCGUUCUUCUUCUGUCAGUUUCUUCUUGGAUUCUCAGUGCAAGGAAAUGGUUCAAAGGCCCCACAACGUACAUCGAUGAGUAGGUUUUUUUUUCAACCAAGUCAGCUGUUAUAUGUAAUAAUCAUUUGGGAUUACAGAAGACGCCGAACUGGUUAGAACCACAGGCAUUGUAUUUA